AUGUUUUGUGAUAAUGGGCACUUGGCGUGCGCUUCUUGCUGUCCCAAACUGAAUGGUAAAUGCCCAGCUUGUGCUUUGCCUAUCGGCCACGUUCGCUGCAGAGCAAUGGAGAGUGUUCUUAUAUCAGUCUUCGUCCCAUGCCCAAACGCCAUGUUUGGAUGCGCCAAGAAUGUAACUUAUGGCACUGAAUCAAUCCAUGAGAAGGAAUGUGUCUUCUCUCGAUGCUCCUGCCCUGCACUAGACUGCGAUUACACUGGAUCAUACAAGGAUCUCUGGGGUCACUAUGAUACCCACCAGAAAAAGGGCCUGAAAAAUCUCGGCCAAAGGCUCGCUACUCGGUUAACUUGUGGCGAUUCCUUUAUUGCCCGGAUGAACAUCAGCGAUAAGAUUUUAAUCAAGAUUCAAGAGGGAGUGUUUGAUGAAACUACUGUUCGUAGUGCAGUGUUUCAGGGAGCCGUGUGGUGUGUAUGUAACUGUAAGCUGCAUUGCACCACCUUCUCCGGAAGUAGAAAAGUUCUAGUAUUAUAUCUUCUACAUUGUGGACGGACACACCAUGUCUUACAGAUCUCCAGAAGUAAAGAGGAUCUGCAAAGUGAGUUUUCAAACCCCUCAGGAGAAUUUCAUGUUGAUCCCUCAAAGCUUCUUGCGUGGUGA
Molecule: messenger RNA, 654 nt
Organism: Thlaspi arvense
Lineage: Eukaryota; Viridiplantae; Streptophyta; Magnoliopsida; Brassicales; Brassicaceae
Source: the annotation of a GenBank genome assembly